Molecule: messenger RNA, 4929 nt
Organism: Paramuricea clavata
Lineage: Eukaryota; Metazoa; Cnidaria; Anthozoa; Malacalcyonacea; Plexauridae
Source: the annotation of a GenBank genome assembly
ACUUGAUGUAAGUAUUAUUAACCACCACAAUCAAAAUAAAAGGUGGAGUAGAAAGUCAAUAUUUUUAAUUUUUCAAGAUCAUAAAUCACAUUUUUAAACAGUUUUCAAACUUUUUACAACAUGCAAGACCCUAACGAAGAUACAGAAUGGAACGACGUGUUACGGGCUAAAGGAAUUUUGCCGCCAAAACAAAAAGAACUCGAAAUUUCAGAAGAUCAAAUCGUGAACUUACUUGAGGAUACGGUCUCAAAAAGAACGGGCGAGAAAGUUGUUAAAAAUUAUGAAGAUAUGACUUUAGAUGAACUAGAUGAAUUCGAAGAUGAAGAAGAUGAGAGGGUACUUGAAGAAUAUAGGUGAAGUUUGAGUAACAUGUGUGGUAUAAUUUGUAUAUUAGAAUGACAAAUUGUCAUUUUUGACAAGGAAGUACAAAAUACUAUAGUGUUAAUGUACUGAAUAGUAAUCUUUUAAAGCACACCAUCUGUCAAAUCGAUCAUACCAGAAUGAAUUUUAAAUAUUAUUGGGAAGUGGACACCAGAUCCUAUGGGACCGGUCAUUAAUAAUGGGAGGGGGAGGGGGGGGGCGGUGGUUGAGAAAAGGGGGCGGCUUCAACUAUUCUUGCGUGAAUUGGGGGUGGCCUCAAACUGAAAAAAUAUGUGACAAAAGGCAACCCCAAUAGACCUCAUGCAUAAUGACGUCACAAGCCUGCUAGGAAUGCGGGCAUAGGUCUUAAUAGUCAUUGCCCGGGAAAAUUAAACAAUUCAAAAUGGCCACUAUCAAAAUUUUCACUGCCAAUGACCAUAGGCGUACCGGGCGGGGGGGGGGGCGGCAGCCCCCCCAGUUUUUUGGGCAGUUGGGCAAUAUUCGAUCAACAGUCGGGCAAUUUUGGCUUGCAAUAAAAAAAAAUGUGACAAAUUCUGUAAAUUUUUUCUAAAAUUAAGUCAAUUUCUGGGCAAAUUUUGCGAUUUUCCGAAAAUUUUGUGUAUGUUCCGAAAAAUUUUGGUUGUCCGGAAAAUUUUUUUGACCCCUAAAAUGGUAGUCGGGCAAAAUCCCGAAAAGUCGGGCAAUUUUCUUUCCGCCCCCCUAAUUUUUUCCUUCCGGUACGCCCAUGCCAAUGACUACUAGGACCAGCAUUCCUUGCGGGCAUCAAGCCUUGUGACGUCAUUAUGCAUAAGGUCUAUUGGCCAUUUUUUUAAUACUUUCCUACUCAUUUUCAAUCUCUCGCCUUUAUCGUAUCCCACAAAAUACUUUUACCUUGUUUAGUUCCUAUAAUGCAUCAUAGUUUCCAUAGUUUAUUAUGUAUAUGCAGUUCACCAUAGGAAUUGGAGUUUACAAAUAACAACCAUUUUGAAUUCUGGUCCUCUAAUUAUUUAGGCUGCACAAUGUCUUACACCAGUAUUUGUCCCAUUACCUAUUUUACACCAAAAAAUUUAACAAAUUAAAUGUUUGGAGGGGGGGGCGUCUUGAAAAUAAAGGUCUUGCGAUUGGGGCGGCUCUAAAAAAGUUCAACAUUUGGUAUUUAUCACCCACCGUUUUUCAGUCAUUUUGUAUUACGCACAUGAUCAAACUGAUUAUCAAUUUUAUUACAAAUGGUUGUAAUACAAAAUGACUGAAAAUGGCAAACUUCGCAAGGCUAUAUUAUCCGCAUUUUACAACAUUUCGCAACAAAACUUUGGAAUAUUACUAAUUUUGUGAUGCUCUUUCAAGCUGUGAUGAAAUUUUUGUCUAGAUCAAAAUUUCACUCAAAAGGGGAAAGGUCUAUUGAAUGGUUAAGGGGUCUGAGUUUCCGUGCACACUGAAAAUUGUUUGCGUGUAAUAUAUGUUCACAACACAACUUGCAUGCAGUACUUUUUAACUGUUUGUAUGUUUAUUAGAAAACAACGGCUGGCAGAAAUGAAACAAUAUCAACAAGUAGCAAAAUUUGGUGAGAUGAUGGAGAUUACAGCUGUGGAUUAUGUUCAGGAAGUAAAUAAGGCUGGGGAGGGAAUUUGGGUUAUACUGCAUCUUUAUAAAACUGGGUACGUUUUAAUAGAAAUGAAUGGUGUGGUAUGGUAUGGUGUGGUGUGGUGUGAUAUGGUACAUGGUAUGGUGUAUUGUAUGGUGUGGUGUGGUGGUGUGAUAUAGUAUAUUAUGGUAUAAUGGAAUGAAGUGGUGUGGUAUGGUAUGGUAUGGUGUGGUAUGGUAUGGUGGUCAAAUGGUAUGGUAUGGUACAUGGUAUGGUGUUGUGGUGUGGUAUUAUAUGGUAUGAAGUGGUAUGGUAUGGUGUGGUGGUGUGGUAUUAUGAAGUGGUAUGGUAUGGUGUGGUGGUGUGGUAUUAUAUGGUAUGGUGUGGUGUGGUGUGGUAUGAUAUGGUAUAUGGAAUGGUAUGGUAUGGUGUGGUGUGAUAUGGUUCAUGGUAUGGUGUAUUGUAUUGUGUGGUGUGAUAUAUGAUAUGGUAUAGUAUAUUAUGGUAUAAUGGAAUGAAGUGGUAUGGUAUGGUAUGGUAGUCAAACAGUAUGGUAUGGUAUGGUAUGGAAUGAAGUGGUGUGGUAUGGUACAUGGUAUGGUGUGGUGUUAUAUGGUAUGAAGUGGUAUGGUAUGGUGUGGUGGUGUGGUAUGGUAUAUUAUGGUAUAAUGGAAUGGUGUGGUAUGGUAUGAAAUGGUAUGGUAUGAAAUGAAACUAAAUGAAGUGGAAUUGAAGGAAAUAAAUGGAAAAGAAUGGAAUGAAAUGGGAUCACAUUCUCAUUACAUAUGUAUACACACACAAAAUGCUUAAAUCCAUUUAAAUCAUUCUUAUGAAACAACCACAUAAAUUAUAGAUAUAAGCAUUUAAUGCUGUUUAGAUUCAGUAUGUAGUUAUUGAAGUAAUUAUUACAUAUUAUAAAAUUCAGAGGAAUAUUUAUAAACUCUUCUGUCUUUAACAGUAUGAGUAAAAAUAACCAAAAGGUUGAUUCUAUUAUUCUUGCCAGAAUCCCACUGUGUGCCUUACUAAACCGUCACCUCCAACAGUUAGCUCAAAAAUUCCCAACGACUAAAUUCCUGAAGAGUAUAUCAACUACCUGUAUCCCUAACUAUCCCGAUAAGAACCUACCUACGAUAUUUAUCUAUCGUAAUGGUCAGAUGUCGAAACAACACAUAGGACCGAUUGCGUUUGAUGGAAUGAACUGUUCUCUUGAAGGUAUGGAAAAACCGACUAUGAGGACUGGACUAGAUGUCAAGGCAAUUAGAUCGAAAUGCGAGGACUUAAAAUCUAAUCCAGUCUCCUCAUAGUCGGAUUUGAAAUGACAUCUCAGACGAAUAAGUCACCACUUAAUUCAUUUUGAUCCAGGCCAAGGACUGAAUUAAGUUUGAUCCAGUCCUAGGACAGGAUCAAUGUACUUCAUCAGAUAUCCAGUAUUAUCAUCAAGGGUGGGUAGUAGCGAAGUAGCUGUAGUUCGCUACUGUAGCGAACUACAAUUUUCAAGUAGGCAGUAGUUUUUGACUACAUUUUUAAAACAGUAGCUGUAGUUAUAGCGAACUACAUUUUGCCUAAAAGUAGCCAAGUAGUUGACUACUUUUCAAACAGCAAAUCGCUAUUCGCUACUUUUAAAAAUUGUUAACAACUUGAUAGAAUAACAUGAUAUUGAGGCACGAUUUGCCUAAAAUCGAUACUCGAUAGUCAAUUUGCACUCCUGCACACUGUAUAGUGAUUACAAAAAUGUUGCUUUGUGUUUACUGUUGCUACUCGUAAGUCGAUUUGUUAGAGGUUACAUUACAGUCUGAGUUAGUAUAGAUGCUCCAAAUACAGUGAAACUAAAAAAUAUAGCGUAGCGAAAUAGCGAAAGUGUAGUCGCUACAUUUUUUAAGCAGUAGCUGUAGUCAGUAGCGAACUACCUUUGUUCAAAAGUAGCAGUAGUUGUAGCUGACUACAUAUUUUUGAAGUAGCUGUAGUCAUAGCGAACUACAAAAAGUUUGUAGUCAACCCACGCUUGAUUAUCAUGUGAACAAAAUAAAGCAAUAUGGUUGGCUAAUUUACUCGUGAAUUGUUAAUGACUUUGAGAUUUAAGUGGAAAAUCUUUUGUUUGUUACGGUAACACGCGCUCAAAACUAGUGAUGAUGCUUUUCCUCUUGGUUAUGACUUUUUUCAACUUUUUAAUUUUUGAUACGUUUCUCCAGAGGCAAUCAAGCUUAAAAAGUAUGUUUACCUGUAAAAGUAUGCUUUAUCUGUAAAAUAAUGCUAAAAUGAAGAGAUUUUAGAUGAUACGCCAAAGAAAAAAUGAUGUCUGAAGUUCAGUAACUUUUGCUUAUAUUGCUGUAUAAAUAUGGCGUCAAUUUUACAGCAUCAAUGAUAAUUGUAUUUAAAUUGACAAUAUUUAACAAUUAUUUUGUGUUUCUCAACCGCCAGAUACAUUUGAAAAGGUUGCUAAUUGUAUAAACUACAAAAUAAAGCUAAAACAAAGUAAUUUUGAGAGGAACUCCAAAAAGAUUUUAGGUUUUGAACACUUUUCAUCGCAAAUACGUGACAAUACGAGACAAACGCCGACAUUGAAAACAAUUGUCUCUUAAUUGCUAAGCUAACUGAAACUUUUAAAUGUACGUUACUUAGAAACGUUUUUAUCAUUUACAAUAUUUUUAUUUCAUUGCCCUUGUUCCUCGUAGAUUUAGAAUGGAUGCUAUCUGAAAGCAGAGCGAUAAAAACGACCCUGGAAGAAGACCCCAGAAAACGAAGACAAAUUAAAGACGUCAUGACGUCAUCAUUACGUUCUGGUGGACAAUAUAAUCACGAUGAUGAUGAUGAUGAUGAUAGUGAUUGAUGAUAGUCGGAUCAUUUUGCAAAGAUGUAGAAAAUAAAUAAUAUAAGUUUUAUAAAUGUUCGCAGCAUGUUUUGUAUUGUAAAUUUGCAUUCGUGUACACGCCCCUCGUGGGAACUAUGUGAUAGUUAUAUGCUACCGUGUUUAAAUAAAAGUCUAACAC